This is a messenger RNA of Rhipicephalus microplus (southern cattle tick), 2463 nucleotides long. RefSeq lists its product as uncharacterized. The record is from RefSeq and is a predicted model, not a curated record. Gene Ontology annotation, molecular function: ATP binding; microtubule motor activity; microtubule binding. Lineage: Eukaryota; Metazoa; Arthropoda; Arachnida; Ixodida; Ixodidae. Gene Ontology annotation, biological process: microtubule-based movement.
AUGACCGUACACCAUCAGCAGCUACAUUUCAGUGGCAGCUCCCUGUUGCCCAUCGGAGGCCUCUCAUUAUUUGCGCGGGAGGCCGCGCAGUUGGCGCAAACAACGCUCGUCAGCUCAGCGGCUGGUCUCCGGCAUCGUCGCCGUUGCGUCGAGGCGACGCGGGAGAGUGUGGGCGUGUGCACGCGACACAGUUUCUCAACUCCGUUGGUGUGCUCGGUUGCGCAGGCGUGCUGCUCGGUGGAGGCGACGCUGCGUGACGAGAAGGCGCUGCACGCCGUGACGCGCCAGGAGCUGGGCCGGGUACUGGACCGGCUCAAGUUCUACACGGGCUCCAGGAUCGCCUCCUCUUCCUCCUCGUCGGCUGCGCUCAAAGACUACAGGGCAUUGCGAAAUACAGCGAACACGUCGCAGAAACCCUGCCCCGGCUCGGCACAAUGGAACAGAACGUUUCGGAAGAACCGGGCCGGCGUGAAAGUGUGCGAAUCGAAAUGUCAGCACGUCAUCAGCAUCCAGCAGACACGGGGCACUCACAACUCCGACAUUGGCGUCCAGGUCAACCUCCUCACGCGGGCGAUAGACGAUCGGCCGAAACUGUCCACAAAGAUGCGGUACGGCAUUGCGGCGGUGUUCCAGGACAAGUCGUCCUGCAAGACGCUUCCGGCGAACGCCGGCAGGGGCACUCGCAUCAGCAAGCCGCUGCGUGGGGUCAUUACGGAGCGAGAGGCUGCGCUGGGCAUACUGAGCCGCGAGGUGAAGCUGCUGCAGGAGGAGCGGGACCACCUGCAGGAACUGCUGCAGCACUCGCUUCAGGGCGUUGUGCCGCAGCACGCCGCGCACGUCUCCAAGGGCCUGCAACAACAGAUCGAAGCGCUGAAGGCCGAGAAUCAGAGGCUGCUGGACAGCUACAACGCCGAGAGGGUGAUGAGGAAAAAGUAUUACAACAUGGUUGAAGACAUGAAAGGGAAAAUACGGGUCUACUGUCGUGUAAAACCUCUCACGAGUGAUCAGCAGAACAAGGAUCUGCAGGGUGUGAUCGAUGCCACGGACGACUACACACUGGUCGUGCACGCGCCUCGAGGUGACAAGGAAUUCACGUUCGACAGGGUUUUUAUGCCGCACCACACGCAAGAAGACGUCUUCGGUGAAACAAACAGCCUGGUACAGAGUGCCAUGGACGGCUAUAACGUGUGCAUCUUCGCCUACGGUCAGACUGGCUCGGGCAAGACGUACACACUCACUGGAGUCUCAAACACAGAGCAGUUGCAGGCUGAAGGCAUCGCACCGCGCGCCUUCCGCAGGAUGUUCGAGCUCGUCAAGGAGAACGAAAUGAAGCAGUCGUUCCUCGUGACUGCAACAUUCGUCGAACUCUACAACGAACGUUUUGUGGACUUGCUCAAGGCGAACAGCAAUCCGGAGGAGAAGCUCGAGGUUCGCAAGGACUCGAGUGGCCACACGUUCGUGCCAGGUGUGACGACAGAGGAAGUGUCCAACUCGGCGCAGUUGUGCGAGUGCUUCGCGCGCGCUCUGAAAAACAGGCGUGUCGCUUGCACGCGCAUGAACGCUCAAAGUUCGCGGUCGCACUUUGUCGCCACGGUCGAGGUCACCAGUACGAACCGCCUGAACGGAGCCGUCCUCAGGGGAAAGCUAAGUCUGGUUGACCUUGCCGGCAGUGAGAGGCUGGAUAAAAGUGGGCUUGAAGGAGAUCACAUCAAGGAGACAAACAGCAUCAACAAGUCGCUGUCGGCACUCGGAGACGUGAUCCAGGCUCUUGUCACCCAGCAGUCUCACGUGCCCUAUCGCAACAACAAGCUGACGAUGCUGAUGCAAGACUCCCUGGGUGGCACCGCCAAGACGCUCAUGUUCGUCAACGUCUCGCCCAGCGGCGAACACGUCGAGGAGACCGUCAACUCGCUCGUGUACGCUACGCGCGUCCGACAAAUCACCAACGACAUCGUAAGAGCAUCUGAAACGAAAGAAAUCGCCAAGCUUAAAUCUGUGAUUGCAAAGCUGAAAAAGGAAAUAGCACCUUGAAGGACGGUGCGACUUCAGCAGUUCGAAACUGCGCUGACAUGAGUGCGGCACGAAGGAAAACGGCUGGCGAACAACAGAAGAAAGCCGUGAAGCGCUUCUGUGUGCUCAGUGUAACUCUCACUGCCCGGCGCUCGCACCAACUUCGGCUAUAUGACCGCCCUUCCGAAAGCUAUAGAGGAGCGUCAUAUCAGAACACGGAAUUGAGCUCCCAUUCCAUCGAUUCACGCAGAGAGGAAAGUGGUUCGACGAAAGGCCCUUGCCAUGACUCCGCUUCCAUGACUCAGGAAUGUGCUGGGCAUGGUUCGAUACUUCGAUGAACAUUAGUAUAGAGAUGAGUGUUAAGCUAGUUUGUACGAGUUAUUGAGCUGAUGUACUUGAUUAGCGCAUGAGAGGAUAGCGGGUAAUUAAAAGAAAAACUCAGAAGGUCCUUUA